AUGCUGUUGCAUCCCACCGUGUCAGGAUUGUGCGCCAUGUUGCAGACCAUCUAUGAGACUGAGUCCUGUUUUUCCUCCACCAGCACAGACAGCCAUCAUCAGCCUCUGGAGCUCCUGAGCGGCAACAGGGGCUCCAGCGCUGCCAUGCCCACCGCUGUAGUGGAGGUGAAGAGCAGCCUCCCAUCAGGCAUGCAGAGCCCAGUAGGAACAGCAAGCGAGCAGAGAGGAGGAGGAGGAAGUGGUGGAGAAGGUGGUGGGAGUCCAGGUGAAGGUCCAGGAGGAGGAGGAGGAGGCCCAGUGGACCUGCGAACAGAGCCCAGGGUGGGGUCUCUGUCUGGUGGUGCAGUGGUGGACACAUCCCUUAGAGAACAGCAGCUUCAGCAGGAACUCAUUCUACUCAAACAGCAGCAGGAACUCCAGAAACAGCUGCUGUUUGCAGAGUUUCAGAAAAAACACGAAGUGCUAACAAGACAACAUGAAGUCCAGCUACAGGAACAUUUAAAGCAACAACAGGAGCUGCUGGCAGCCAAACGGCAGCAGGAGCUGGAGCAGAAAAGGAAGCUGGAGCAGCAAAGACACGAAGAGCAGGAGAAACAGCGACUGGAGCAACAACUACUGCUGCUGAGGAACAAGGAGAAAGGCAAAGAGAGUGCCAUUGCCAGCACAGAGGUGAAGCUGAAGCUGCAGGAGUUCCUUCUCAGUAAGAAAGAGCCUGGUUCCGGCGGACUAAACCAUUCCUUCUCUCCUAAGUGCUGGGGAGCCCAGCACACCUCCCUGGAGCAGAGCUCUCCUCCACAGAGUAACACUCCAGGGACUCCUCCUUCCUAUAAACUGCCCCCUCUCCUGGGGAACUAUGAGGGCAAAGACGACUUCCCGCUCCGCAAGACGGUCUCAGAGCCUAACCUGAAGGUUCGUUCACGCUUGAAGCAAAAGGUAGCAGAGAGGCGGAGCUCUCCACUCCUCCGCAGGAAGGACGGAACUGUCAUCAGCACCUUCAAGAAGAGAGCCAUAGAGAUAUCAGUUUCCUCUCUCUGUAACAGCGCUCCGGGGUCAGGUCCCAGCAGUCCCAACAGUUCCAAUACAGCUAUUGCCAACGGCAAUACCGGAUCAGUCCCCAACAUACAGACUGAGCUGAGGUCUCUCCAUCAGACGCUGGGGGCUGAUGGGACAUUGAGUCCUCUGAGUCUCUACACCUCACCCUCUCUGCCGAAUAUCUCACUGGGCCUCCCUGCCAACACACACAUCACGCCCUCCCAGAAGCUGUCUGCCCAGCAAGAGGCUGAGCGUCAAGCCAUCCAGUCGCUGCGGGGGGGUGGAGCUCUAACAGGAAAGUUUCUCUCCACAUCCUCCCUUCCAGCAGGUGUGGGGCAUGAUGUGGAGACUCCGCCCCCUAGCUCUCAUUCAGCUCAUUCCUCGUUAUUACAGCAUGUACUCCUGCUGGAGCAGGCGAGACAACAGACCGCUAUGCUAGUGCCCAUGUACAGCCAGUCGCCGCUGGUUACGGCAGAGAGAGGUGUGUCGAGUGGCAUGCGGGCCGUCAACAAGCUGCCUCGCCACCGUCCGUUGGCUCGUACACAGAGCGCACCUUUACCCCAGUCCCCCCAGGCCCUGCAGCAGCUGGUGGUUCAACAGCAACAUCAGCACUUCCUGGAGAAGCAUUACAAGAUGCUAUCGAAGGGGGCAGAGCUUCCUAGGCCACCACCCACUCACCCAGAGGAAAUAGAGGAGGAGCUUACAGAGACCAAUGACAUGCAGGAGGAGGAUGAAGGGGUGGGCCUUCACAGGCUUCAGAAAGAGGGGUCUGAUGACAGCACACCUCCAUCUGAGCGUCUCUGUGUGCACGUGAAGAGUGAGGAGGAGCGCGGGAGCAUGCACGUCAAGGGGGAGAGUACAGAGAGCGAGCUGGAAGAAGAGGACGAGGAUGAAGAUGUCAUUCAGCUGAGGGAGGGCGACGAAGAGGAGAGGGGGGGCUACACUCAGGCUUUGCAGCAGCUGGGCGUGUUCCAGUCCUCGUUGCCCCACAGACCCCUGGGUAGAGCGCAGUCCUCUCCUGCAGCCGCUGUCAAUCCCAUCAAGCACCUCUUCACUACUGGGCUUGUAUAUGACAGUCUGAUGCUGAAGCAUCAGUGUGUGUGCGGGAACGCUCACAUCCACCCAGAGCAUGCUGGGAGAGUGCAGAGCAUCUGGUCCAGACUGCAGGAGACGGGUCUGCUUGGCCGCUGCGAGAGGAUUCGUGGGCGUAAAGCUUCUCUGGAUGAGAUCCAGUCCGUCCAUUCAGAGUUCCACACUCUGCUGUAUGGAACCAGUCCGCUCAAUCGGCACAAACUGGACCACAAGAAGCUGCUCGGUCCAAUCAGCCAGAAGAUGUACGCCGUUCUUCCCUGUGGAGGAAUAGGGGUCGACAGUGACACAGUGUGGAAUGAGAUGCACUCAUCAGCUGCAGUGCGCAUGGCGGUGGGCUCGGUUAUUGAGCUGGCCUUCAGAGUGGCUGCAGGGGAGUUAAAGAAUGGCUUUGCUGUCGUUCGUCCCCCGGGGCACCACGCUGAGGAAUCCACAGCCAUGGGCUUUUGUUUCUUCAACUCAGUCGCCAUUACUGCCAAGCUAUUGCAGCAGAAACUUGGAGUGGGCAAGAUCCUCAUUGUGGACUGGGACAUUCACCAUGGCAACGGCACCCAGCAGGCCUUCUACAGUGACCCCAACGUCCUCUACAUUUCCCUCCAUCGCUACGAUGACGGAAACUUCUUUCCUGGCAGCGGAGCUCCUGAGGAGGUGGGAUCAGGUGCAGGUGUUGGUUUUAAUGUGAACAUAGCCUGGACCGGAGGAGUAGAUCCCCCUAUGGGUGAUGUGGAGUACCUCACUGCCUUCAGGGCUGUGGUGAUGCCCAUCGCCCAACAGUUCAGUCCAGAUGUGGUCCUGGUGUCGGCAGGCUUCGAUGCAGUGGAGGGUCAUCAGUCUCCUUUGGGAGGCUACAAUGUUUCUGCCAAGUGUUUCGGUCAGCUAACGCAGCUGCUCAUGGGUCUGGCGGGUGGGCGGGUUGUUAUGGCGCUGGAAGGCGGUCAUGACCUCACCGCUAUCUGUGAUGCAUCGGAGUCCUGUGUCUCUGCGCUCCUGGGAGACCCGUGUGACUCUGUGUUCCAGUGGCCUCAGGAGAAGCCAUGUCCAAAAGCCUGCGCCUCACUGGAGAGAGUAAUAGAGAUCCAGAGUAAACACUGGUCCUGUCUCCAGAGUUUGUCUCAGACCAGCGGACACUCGCUACUGGAUGGCCCUCUGGGGGCUCAAGGCCAGUCAGAAAAAGACGAAGCAGAAACGGUCAGCGCCAUGGCCUCCCUGAGCGUUGAUGUUGAGCAGCCAGGCUCUGUUCCUGAUAACACAGAAACCAGCAGGUCCACAGAGGAACCAAUGGAAGAGGAGCCCGUGUUGUAGAAGGAGCUUAAACAAGAAGCACACCAAACUUCCACUUCCACCUCCUUCUAGCACCUCUCUUUCUCUUCCUUUUCCUCUUCCUCCAUGGAGUGUGCAUUGGUAAACACACACACACACAGUGGAAUUGUGCUGUUGUGGAGGACUCCACUUGUCUAAGGAGAACGUAAUGGAGGAGAAGCGGUGUCGCGUGAAAACAUGGAUGCACCUCUUUCUCUACUGUUUCAUCCAUAAGAGGGGGAGCAGACGCCUUGUUAGCACCUCCGUGGGGUUCAGCAGAGGGGGAGCGUGGGCAAGGAUACACAUCAUGUACCCUUGUAUAUUUGACUACCUGUACACAGCACCACUGAAAUGUACUCUCCCACCCUCCGAUCAUUCUCGUGUCUUUUUAUUCCAUCCCUGCUCCUCCGUUUCCGCUGAGGGAUGACGACUGUGGAAAAACUUGAACUUGAAUCUUAAAUGUCAGACACCGAGUGGACGACUGGUCUGCUUGCGUGUGUCGAGCGCAGGAGGGGGAGUAAGCGAUUUUAAUAUGAGCAGAGGAGGAGGAGGAACUAGGUGCCUUUUUUUCUGUCCACAAAAAAAAACAAAACUAAGUCCAGAAAACACAAACCACCACCGCAGCACCUCAGUAAAGCAACCAGCCGAUCGGGACUGAAGAAGCACACUUUUAAACACACACAGACACACUGUUGUUGUUCCAGUUGGUCACUUCAUCUUUGAGUCUUUGUUUCUUCAUCUGGAUGCCUUAGUUUUUCCUAAUCUCACUAUUUAGCAGCCUUUAGAGCGAUGGAGAGAGAGAAUAAUGAGUUUAUGUAAAUAUUUACUCUGCUUACUACCUAAAUACUUUCUUUAAUAUCCGGCUAUAUUCCAAAAGACUCUUUUUUUUUUUUUUUUUUUUUCUUUUGAGGGAGAAAAACUCUCUAAAGCCAUCAUCACACACUAGAACUCUCCAGUAAAAAUCUCAGUUGAAUAUUAGUAGUAAAAUAAAAAUAAUAUUCAAUCAGACUUUUAUGGAAUCUGGUGGAAACAUCUCAGGAUCAGAUCAGCUUUAGCAGGAUUCAUGGAGCUAAUGAAACUGCAGCACCCAUCAGUCCUCUCUCUCCCUCUCUCUGUCCUCAUCAUUUGUGUCAUGUGACCUAAACCCUGCAUCUUCUUCUGCUUUUGAAACACCACAACGACCAUCGCAUCCCACUUUUUUUUUUUUAUUUUAAUAUUUCCUGUUUGGUGUAAAUAGUGUCUCCUGUCCUGUUGGCCAUGGUUACAUCACAGCAGAUUCGGUGUGGUCACUUUUCUAUAUCUGUACAUACACACAUGUAUAAAACCACAAAAGACUUUCUCUUUUUGUAUAAAAAAAGCAAAAAUAAUAUUCUAUAUAAAUAUAUAUAUGUAAACAGUGUUUUAUCCAAUCAGAUUGGAUUUCUGAAUAUAUUCUAUUUGAAGAUUUGAUGUUUGGAAAGGUUUGGUUGUUUGGCAGGAAGUAAGCACACGGUCUGAUGUGAUCAGACCACAACCUGUUUGUUUGUUUGUUUACAGAUGCUCAGGAUGGCUGAAUGUUGUUGUUGUUGUUGGGGGGGAUCAGCGAGCUCCAGUUCAGGACCAGUGCUGCCCUCCUCAGGCAAACAGCAGCAACUACAGAAAGGUGAUAUUAAGUUCAAAGGUCAUGACUGAGUGAAAUAGGUUGGUCCAGUGAUGAUUUGUUUUUGUAGUCCAAAUUGAGUGUUGUUGUGGAGGCUCCUCCAUAGCUUAUAUCAUUCAUUAUACAUAUCACAUGAUGGUACCAAAUCAUGAGCCCUGUAAGUUCAGAUACAUCCGUCACUGAGUCAUUAACUCUACAGCGAUGGUCACUGAAUGGAUCGUGAAAUGAGGAACAGCACAAGUGUUGAAAACAACCUCACUGCGUGGCGGUCAGACUUCUUGAAGCAUCAUGAAACUCACUGCCAUCUGUUUCCUACAGUUUAGGAGGUUUCAGGUCAGAGCAGCAGGCUAACCGGAGAUGCCGAGACUUUUCCUCCCCUCAGCCGCGUCAUCCAGCUCUUCUGGGGUGGUGCAGGGUUUUCCCCACAUUUAGUUGGAUAAGCCCAAAACACCUCACCCAGAAAGCAUAACCACCAGGGGCUUGCAUGGGUGGAGUUAUUUUGUUGCUCCUUGUAGGGUCUGACAAGGUGAACUGGUCCUCCUGGGUGAGGAGCCAGACUAAGUGCAAUCAGGGAUCAAGGACAUCAGGGUUUAGCUUAGCCCACUCUCAAACUAUAUAAAAUCGCGGUGAAGUAAGUCAUAGUAAGUAGUUGAUUCUGUCAAAUGGAGUUUGUGCAUGUUCAUAUAGGGCUGUUAGCACUAACAGUUCUAGAGGUGUCUGUUUCUAAUAGGAGCAAAUCUAAUUCUGCUGUAGCCAGAGCCAGGAAGGAAGGUGGUGGUGGUGGUGUCACUGAUCCAUGCCACUGCUGCAUCAUUAGGUCACAGGGAGAUCUGAGCAGAGCUACAACUUCCUGUUGGAUUCAUUCUAUGUAUUGUUGUAUUCUCAUGUCAAGAUUUCCCAUUUCAGGCCUGUACUUUUUCAUGAGACACCUGUGUUCAGUCUUCAGGUGUAACUUUGUAAACCUUGUUGCCUCUUUCUUUCUAAGAGACGAGGCUUUCUCCUUUCAGACCUUCCAACCAAGAUGUUAUUCUCCAGUUUUGUUUUUCUGUCGUGAGCUUUAACAGUUAACAUGUGAACUGAGGCCUGAAGCAUGAUUUCAUAGUCUAGUGGUUAAUACAUUUACAUACCUGGACUGUGAAGAGCCUGUUUUGCUGUGGGAGGAUGGGGGUGGAGUCUGGGGUUGGAUCUGUGCAGUUUGGCUCAGUCUGACCUUGAGGUGAUUCUGAGGUUGUAUUCGCUUUGCUUUAAAAUCUAUUAUUUUUAUUACAUCCUGGUUUGUAAAUCAUUAGAAUUGAAAUUCUUAUUACCAGGACUGUAAAUCACGGUGAUAGACAUCAAGCAGACUGAGUGUAGUGAGGCAGUUUUAACACAGAUUUCAGUUCCAUUCAGUGACAGUGACCGAGGACGCCUAGUAUCAUGUUCCCGGAUCAAUGCCAGCUACCCACUGGUUGCAGUAGAGUAGUGAGAAAGUGCUUUGCUACAUGAUAUAAUCCUCAAAAAUCAUCAUUGCCCAGCAGGUCAAAAAUAUAACUCAAGAUUAGCCUGAAGGUAACAGAGUGCAAACAUCCAGUUUGAACAGGAGUGUUUAAAAAGCUGCAGCUGGAUCUGUUAAAUCUCUGAUGGUACUAAUUGUAAAUGUGUGCAUUUAAAAACACUCACUGGUAAAAUGCUGACACUGGGGGGGGGGUUACAUUUUGAGAGGGUAAUUAAAAAAGUCUUACAGACGUGGACAGAAUUGUUGGAACCCUUCUGUUAAAGAAAGAAAACCCACAAACGGAAAUAACUUGAAAACUGACAAAAGUAAUAAUUAACUGUAAAGUCAAAAGUAAUGAUAAUAAAUAAAUGAUAAAUAAAAACUGACUGAAAAUUAAUUAAUGAAAAUCAGACAUUUUGAAUUGUGGUUCAGAAUUAUUUUAAAAAACUGGCCUGUAUAAAUAUGACGGUACGACUGAAAGUAAGCUGACCGCAGGGACGCGGUAAACUGAGGUGUGUCCUGUAAUCAGCAUCACAGGUGUCGUCUAACCUGUAAUCAGUCAGUCUGCCUGCUGUUUGGAAUCACAGUGUGUACCACACUGAACAUGCAGCACAGAAAGCUGAGCAGAGAGCCGUCUCUGGAGAUGAGAAAGACAAUUGUAAAAUUCUCUUAUCAAUAUCAACAUAAAAUGCAUAUUGAUAAGCCACAGAGCUUCUGGGAGAACGUUCUGGAGCUUGUUGGCAAAUCACAUCAGCAUCAGAUCAGGACACUGUAGCUACUGUGGAGCACGGAGGAGGCUCGGUCAUGUUCUGGAGCUGCUUUGCUGCAUCUGUGUGUCUUGAGUCUGUGCAGGUACAACAAAAUCUCAAGACUGCUGCGGGAUUCUGGAGUGAAACGUGCUGCCUGGUGUCAGAGGUCCUCCAGCGGGAUAAUGACCACCAUUUUUGUCCCGGUCACUUUGAUUAAUUUGUUUUUAAAAUAAUUCUGUUGAACCGCAGUUGAAUUGAACUUUUCGUUACCUCGCCCACAGGUUAUGUUUUUGGUCGGGUGUAUCUGUCUGUCUGUCAGCAGAAUAAAAUUAUGAGCGGAUUUCUGUGAAAAUUUCUGGAGUUGGGGUCAGUACAAGGAACGAUGAAUUUUUCCUUAAUUAACUUUUGUAGCGUAGUAUCAGCACAUAUAAAAUUUGGGGUGGGUGAGGUAUGGGCUCUAGUUUCUUAUUACUUUUGUCAGUUUCAGUGACCAUUGUGGUUUUUUUCUUUAAUGUAACAGUUCCGACUAUUUUGUCCACGUCUGUGUAAUAAAUCUUUAAUAAACCAGUGCAGCUAAACUUGAACACUCAUGAAAUGAGUGAUUGGAUGAUCGGGGAUGUUGAAGUUUGUUCGGUCUCACAAAACUCCACUGUUGGAGACCGUAGUUCAAACCUGCUGACUGUCAUAAGGCGUGGCUCUGCUUGGCUACCACCUUCACUUUCUGACCAAUCACACGUUGCUCUGCUCUGCUUCAGAACUGGACCAGCCUAUUAUCAGCACCUAUUGAAACUCAACUCAGAAACACUAUACUGGGACGUCAGGAGACUAACUCUGAUUGACGUAAUCAUCAGCCUCACUUCAUUUCCCAGGACCCUUUGCGGUGUUGUAGCCGACGCUGCUACCUCUGGGUCUCAUCCGUUCAAAGCAAUACCGCAGUGACGGGAACAGAGAGCGAGAAGGCCGCAGUAACACGUGAUUUGAGGAACUCCCUAUACCUUUUUACACAGUGUGGUUGAGUACUCUUAGUGUAUAUUAUCUGUCAGGUGGAAUGGAGAGACAGUAUUGAUUGAUUGAUUUAUUGACCUGUGUUUCCAGGUGGAUUAGUGUAGUCUUUUUGUACUAUUGUAAACACUAAGGGCAUUUUGUCCAUUUAACGUGCAGUCAGUAACAGCAGCGCCUUGUGUUGGGUUCAUGGGAGCCGUAGACUGAGCGAGGGAGCCGGGCAGAUCAGGUCAGGUCAUUUCAAAGACCCAUUGAACACCACGGUGCUGCACGAUGUCAACUUCUGAGCUUGGCUGGAGUUCAUGCAAGUGGGAGGAGCAAGCAGCAAUUAACACAGGGAUUGGUUCAGCUGAAAAUACCUUAACCUUUCUAAAAUGACCACCAACAAGUAAAGACUUUAUUUACAUGAGCAGCAUCUUGUGGUCAUUAUGGCAACUGCAGCCUAAACUAUUAAACCACUGCAGAAGAAGACAGCUCAGUGGAAAAGGUGGUGUAAUUAAACAGAAAUACUCUGCUUUUUGUUUUGGCUUCGUGUAAUCAUUGGAAAAAUGUUAGUUUCUUCAACAGUCGACCUGUAUCUCUUAUUUUCAUCUGGUGCUCUUUAGAAUCACUUUGGUUUCAGCCUGUUUACAUUUUGCUUUUACAGUUUUCUACAAUAAUCUGUUAUUUUUCCUUUUGAGAUGAAAGAUUUCCCACUUUUUUUUAAAAAAAAAACUAUUAUCAUUUACAGGCAAACAAAUGAAGACAAAGCAGGGAAUGGAAAUAAUCAGAUACUGUUUUUUUUUUUUUUUUUAAAGGAUUUCAAGCCAAAAUAAGUUUGGAUAUUACUGAGUCAUUUGAUUGGGAAGUAAAAUCUCGAGGAUGCACAAAAUGUUUCCAGUUUUCCUAUUGGAACUGCAUUUACAGCUACAUGGAAAUAAGUCCGAAUUCAACAGGACAUUCCUGCUUUCACAAAGAGGAAAAAAUAGAAACGUUCUUGACUACGAGAAAAGAGUUCCUGGACUUACUUGAUUUACUGCAGUAAAUUUAAUCUUGAAUAUGAAUUUAAGUAUUUUAGAGACAUUUAAAAAAAAAUAAUAAUAAUGUGGAAUUCAGUUUUCAUCAGGUCAGGUCAGACUUAUUUUGUGGCUUUAAAGAGCUUCCACAAUAAAAAUAAAGGUUUAAAAAGGUUAAAAAAAACAUAUCAUUUGAGAUAUUCAGGUGUGCUUCAUCUCUCCAACUCUGAUCAAGAAACUUCUUGAGCAAAACUGAAUUACCAAGCAGGCAAAAAUCGGCACUGGCUCCCCGCAGCAAAAACAGAAGCUGCGUGAUGCUUUCGCUGUUAGUGUCACACCUCCGAAUAACAACAAACCUUUAAGACUUUCUUCAAGCAUGUGGUUCAUUUUAAAAAAUACCCAACUUCCAUAUUAGCAAUGCUGCUGCCUUCCAGGAUCCAAACAGUUGCUUUAGUGAGUUCCUCUGUGUUACCACAGUGAACAAUUCAGUUUUAUUUAUAUAGCACCAAAUCACAGCAGUCGCCUCAAGGCACUUUAUAUUGUAGGUAAAGACCCUACAGUAAUUACAGAGAAAACCCAACAGUCAAAGCGACCCCCUAUG
Messenger RNA from Archocentrus centrarchus (flier cichlid), 9880 nucleotides. It is a transcript of the gene hdac5, whose product is annotated as histone deacetylase 5. Bases 1 to 3423 code for a protein of 1140 amino acids. Gene Ontology annotation, molecular function: histone deacetylase activity. Gene Ontology annotation, biological process: negative regulation of transcription by RNA polymerase II. The record is from RefSeq and is a predicted model, not a curated record. NCBI's taxonomy places the organism in Eukaryota, Metazoa, Chordata, Actinopteri, Cichliformes, Cichlidae. The transcript has 28 exons.